AUGGGCUCCAUUUCGAGACCGGUUACUGAGUUUUGCCUUGAUCUCUACAAUAAGCUCAACAGAAAUGCAGAGGACACAAAUAUCGUCUUUUCUCCAAUGAGCAUCUCUGUUGCCCUGGCCCUGCUCCAGCUAGGUGCAAGAAACAACACUGCUGCUCAGAUAGAAGAAGUGCUCCAUGCCAGGAAAAAUACAGGAAGAAUGAGCCUUGGAUCUGAUUAUGAGAGCACAUCCCCAGAAACACAGCCAGAAGGAAGCCAGGAGAGACAGCUUUCCCCCUCGCAGUGUAACAAGGAUGGGGACCUUAACCAUAAAGAGUUCCAGGCACUGCUUUUACAACUACAGAACCUUGGCGAAAGAUAUGUUUUAACCCUUGCCAACAAUCUCUUUAUACAACAAGGAUUUGAACUCCAGCAGCAAUUUCUAACAUGCUCUAAGGAACUGUAUGGAACAAUGCUGCAAACAGUGGACUUUCAUGGUGCUGUUGAAGCUGCCAGAAUAAAAAUCAACACUUGGGUUGAAAGUGAGACACAAGGUAAAAUCAAGGAACUCUUUGCUCCUGGUGUGAUUGAUGUAAAUGCGUUGCUGGUGCUGGUGAAUGUAGUCUACUUCAAAGCAUCCUGGGAGCACAAGUUUGAGGAACAAAAAACAGUACAGAGAGAUUUUAAACUGAAUAAGAAUGAGAAAAAACCUGUGCAGAUGAUGUAUCAGAAAGGAACAUUUAAAUUAGGCUACAUUGAGGAGAUGGGUGCUCAGAUCCUUGAACUCCCUUAUGCUCAGAAGUCACUGAGCAUGAUCAUCCUGCUGCCAGGUGACAUGGCUGAUGGAUCUACCAGUGGACUGGAGCAGAUUGAAAGCACAAUGACUUAUGAAAAUUUGAUGCUGUGGGCCUCUUCAGAGCACAUGUUUGAGACAACAGUAGAGGUACACCUCCCCCAAUUCAAGCUUGAAGGCACCUUUAACCUCAAUGAGGUAUUACAAGAGAUGGGGAUGACCGACGUCUUCAAUGAAUCAAAAGCUGACCUUUCUGCAAUGUCGUUUGCAAAAUCUCUGGUACUGUCAAAUGUUGUCCAUAAGACGUACGUGGAAGUCAAUGAGGAAGGCACUGUAGCAGCAGCUGGUACAGGAGCUGCCAUUGUGAGGAGGUCUCUUCCUCUCACGGAGGUUUUUAUGGCUGAUCACCCUUUCUUGUUCUUUAUUAGACAUAAUCCUACUAAUACUAUUCUUUUCUUUGGCAAACUCUGCUCACCUUAA
This is a messenger RNA of Nestor notabilis (Kea), 1251 nucleotides long. RefSeq names its product serpin B12-like. Bases 1 to 1251 code for a protein of 416 amino acids. NCBI's taxonomy places the organism in Eukaryota, Metazoa, Chordata, Aves, Psittaciformes, Psittacidae. The record is from RefSeq and is a predicted model, not a curated record. The transcript is spliced from 7 exons. Gene Ontology annotation, molecular function: serine-type endopeptidase inhibitor activity. Gene Ontology annotation, biological process: negative regulation of endopeptidase activity.